Molecule: messenger RNA, 1515 nt
Organism: Centruroides sculpturatus (bark scorpion)
Lineage: Eukaryota; Metazoa; Arthropoda; Arachnida; Scorpiones; Buthidae
Exons: 10
Coding region: 111-1289 (392 amino acids)
Cellular component (GO): membrane
Molecular function (GO): ligand-gated monoatomic ion channel activity
Source: RefSeq, a predicted model, not a curated record
GACACAAUUCUUGCAUUCUGUGAAAAAGGUGCAGCAAUUAUGAACUUACUUCUUGUAAAGUUUACAAUAGAAGAGAAAUAACUGAAUACGAAAGGUUAAAACCACAGCAGAUGACAUUUGGUGUAGACGUAGACAACUAUGUCAGAGAGAAGACAUUUGUUAAAGAAUACGUAAAGCUACUACACGAUUUUCUUUAUAUUACGUUUAUACAGACACCUUUUUUGGAACAGUCAGACAUCGCCAUCAUCGGUGGCCCUAUAAGAAAAAGUUAUAUGUCCUAUUCUUCUUUUAUAAUUGACACUUCAACUACAUUUACAAUAAGUGCUGCAAAACCUUUAAGCAAAGCAGUUUCUUUGAUAAAACCCUUUAACAAAAUGGUUUGGAUAUUUAUUUUAUGUUCAUUCGUUAUUCUUCUGUCGACGUUGUAUAUUGUAAGUAUGAAAGAAACUGAGUAUUGCAACAAGGAAAAGCCUGAAUUUUGUACCUUAUUUUGGAUAUUAUUGAGAAACUUUCUUCGACAAGAUACAAGAAUAAAUCGUUGUUUUCUCAAUACUUUUCGUAUCCUAAUCGGCUGUUGGAUACUUAUUGCAUUUGUCCUGACAUCUGCAUAUGUCGGAAUUCUGCCGUCUUAUAUUGUUAAUCCAGGAACUGAAACUAUUCCUGAAACUAUUGAAGAAUUGACUCAAUCUGUGAUAGAUGGACGGUACAAUAUCACCUUCUUCGAAUUUAGCGAUGAAUGCCGUUAUUUUGAUCGAUGUCCUUUCGAUGAGUAUAUCCCGAUGGAAAUUAUUACAAAUAAUGUCACCGAAAUCUUUUAUCAAAAUAUUAUCAAGUACAACGAAUCCUGCACGCAACAAGUUGAAAAAGUACUUACAGGAACUUACGCUCUCCUAGCAUCAAAACAUAGGAUUGAAUUGAGCAUAUCUAAAUCGGGAAAGGAAAAGUUCUUUGUUUCGAAAGAUGUACUUUUUACAAAAUUCAAUUUUAUACAAAUGAAUUUAGUCAGAGUUAAUUAUGCUGUUGAAAUUGCCAAAACAGUAAAUCUUAUUCAACAAAGUGGGUUACCUGAGAAAAUUCGUAGAAAUCUACUUCAUGAAGCAACAAGAAAAGAUCUUUUCUACAAACACAAACCAGUUGAUACAAAUAAAAAAGAAGUACUGGAAAUGGAUGAUAUUAUGGGUCCACUGUACUUACUAGGUACAGGAUAUUUGAUCGCUUUUGUAGUAUUUGUUACAGAAAUUCUCGUAAACAAGAUAAAAAACAUUACAAGAAAGAAAUCAAGAUUUUAAUAGAAUGAGACGUACCUGAAGAAAACAGCGAUUAAAAUAACGACAUUCAUCGCUGUAUUUAAAAAAAGUGAUGUUGUAUCGUUUUACUUCACUGAUUGAAUCAAUUCUUGAAAUGUAUAAGGAAUGACUUCGGUUCCAGGAUUAACCAUGAACGAUGGCAAAGUGCCGACGUAUGCCGAUGUCAAAACAAAUGUAAUCAGGAUCCAGCAGCCAAUUAGGAUACGAA